Molecule: messenger RNA, 789 nt
Organism: Giardia duodenalis
Lineage: Eukaryota; Fornicata; Diplomonadida; Hexamitidae
Product: Exosome complex exonuclease RRP4
Exons: 1
Coding region: 1-789 (262 amino acids)
Biological process (GO): poly(A)-dependent snoRNA 3'-end processing; TRAMP-dependent tRNA surveillance pathway; nuclear polyadenylation-dependent rRNA catabolic process
Cellular component (GO): cytoplasmic exosome (RNase complex); nuclear exosome (RNase complex)
Molecular function (GO): RNA binding
Source: RefSeq, a predicted model, not a curated record
AUGUCCCGGCAUUGGGUCCACACCCCGUCAAACACGAUAGUAUGGGCUGCAAACAGCAUGGUUCCUGGCGAAGAGCUGCCUGGAGUUCCGAAUACCUCUCUUCCUGGCCAAGGAGUUGUUCGGGUGGACGAAUCUUUCGUCGCGAGUGUCGUGGGAAACAUGAAGCAGGUUGGCAAGAUAGUGUCUGUUCAGCCAUCGUGUUUACACAUCUACGAACCUGUCACAGCAGAUGUCGUCCUUGGGCGCGUCGUUCGUCUUCUGCCGAAUAAGUGGGUCCUGGACAUAGGUGCAAUACAGCAUGCUACUCUCCACAUUGAUAACUUGAACAUACCGGGGAUCCAGCGGGUAAGGGACACUGCAGAUGAAAGCAAUAUGCGCCAGUGGCUUGACGUGGAUCAGCUUAUUUCGUGCGAGGUAAAGCAGGGCUAUGCACUUCUUACUCGGAGUGCACAGUUCGGGGUGUUGAACCAUGGCGUACUAGUGAAGGUGCCUCCUUGCGCAGUGGGCCCAUCGACUACCGCGUUUGCAAACCUGGACUCUCUGAAUGUGCAUGUUAUUCUCGGCAGGAAUGGAUGGAUUUGGAUUUCUGAGAUGCGGAAUCCCAGUGAUACUAGAGAGACAGUUCGAGACAGUGCAUCUCCGACUCCUUCCAAGGAGCAACUGCAAGCGAUAUCCCAUGUAGCGCAACUUUUACAGACCAUGUGUGCCGCUGGAGAGCGUGUUACUCCUGCGUCCAUCCUUUCAGCAAGCAAAAGGCAUCUCGAACCCGGAUGCUCUCCUAAGACUUAG